AUGGCCUCCUUCUUCACGGCCGCCCUGAAGAGCUUCCAGGGGGGCAAGGACGAGUCACCCAAGGCAGCCCCCAAGGAGGACAAGGCAGCGGCGCUGCCCAACGGCAUGGCCCGCGAGGAGUUUGAGGAGUACCAGCGGCAGCUGCUGGAGGGGAAGAUCGAGCGGGACAAGAUGUUUGCACAGAGGAAGGCAGAACGGGCCACGGUGCGGAUGCACCUGCGGGACAAGUACCACCUGGCCCAGGACGAGCGGGACGGCGCCCAGGUGCAUGUGGCCGGAGGUGCGGUGGAGCUGCCGCAGGACCUGGCAGCCAUGGUGCACAGCGAGAAGGAGGAGGAGGAGGAUGGCAGCGCCGGGGCCUUCGCCUUCCUGGCGAAGCUGCGGGAGGUGGAGCUGCCGGCGCUGCGGGACCGCGCGCUGGGCGGUGUGGACGAGGUGAAGGAGAAGUGCGUCCUGAUGUAG
This is a messenger RNA of Sturnus vulgaris (Common starling), 462 nucleotides long. RefSeq names its product complexin-3-like. NCBI's taxonomy places the organism in Eukaryota, Metazoa, Chordata, Aves, Passeriformes, Sturnidae. Gene Ontology annotation, biological process: synaptic vesicle exocytosis; neurotransmitter transport; regulation of neurotransmitter secretion. The record is from RefSeq and is a predicted model, not a curated record. Gene Ontology annotation, cellular component: SNARE complex; terminal bouton. Gene Ontology annotation, molecular function: syntaxin binding.